GACAUUGACGUUAGUAACGACGAUUCGAAUUUGGUCUUUCAUUCGGUGCUGACGAAAAAACAAAACUUCUCUUGUGUCUCUUUUAUAUCCUUUCUUUUUUUUUUUAUUUCUUCUGUCUCAAAUGAGAUGAGAAAAUUCACAGGAUGGCCGAUCAUUUGUCUGACCAUUCUCCUUGCCGAGGACACCAUAGCCGAUUUGAACGUCUCCUCAAAGAUCGAUCUCGACUCGAGCGAAAUCCAGCUAACAUCGUCCGAUCGUCCUGUCAUCAUCUCAAACCAAAGAGAAAGGAUCGUCGAUGUUCAAAAGGAACCUUUGAUGAUACGCAUCAACGAACAACCGAACCCAUGGUUACAUCGUUCGACUCAGUCCUUCAUAAGAUCAAGUUUCCCAGAAGAUUUAAGAAAACGAAGGACACAUCUAUCAUCCGGAUCGGCGACAAACACUCCAAACACUCCAAACACUCCAAACACUGUUGUAAACAACGUACGAAUUUUUGUAAACGAAAACGAGACGGAAAAGGGAUCGAAUGUUGCAUCCUGCGAAAAUGGUGUUUGCGACGUAUCGGUUUCGUCGAAAAUCGACGACGAGGGAAACAUUGUGACGGACGUACACAUCACCAUAAUCACAAACACAAAGCCGAACAUCGAGGUCGCCGAAAUUCCGGUUAUCGAUGGAUUUCGGGGCAUAGAAGAGAACAUACCUCGCCCAUCGUCUCCCGUGUUUCAUCCUCUGGAUCAUGUGAAACCGACUUUCACUCAUUUUCUGCGUAACGAUAUACCGCAAGUUCAAGUACGUGGAUUUGUGGAACCAAACAACGGAGAAAUUCAUUUUCAAGAUCGAAGAAACUACGGAAAAAUAUUUCCGGCUACAUACCGAUGGUAUAACGGGAAUAAUCAUGAACAACGUGGAUACAACAAGGGUUUUCAAGAUUCUAGGUCGUGGCUUCCGCGAAGAGUUAUUGUCGACGAUAAGAUCGAAGCACCGCUUAGUAAAACGAAGCAAUCCGAGAAAUAAAAGAUUUCUAGAUGCUAGAAACAAUGUAACUAUCAUCAUACAGUGAUUCUUUUGUUGAGUAUGUAAAUCUGGAUUGAGUAUGAAAUGAGAGAAAAAAAAAAAAUAGGAAAGAGAACAAAUAUAUUGUGAAAAUGCA
Messenger RNA from Vespa crabro (European hornet), 1150 nucleotides. RefSeq lists its product as uncharacterized. The record is from RefSeq and is a predicted model, not a curated record. The coding region runs from base 127 to 1014 and encodes 295 amino acids. NCBI's taxonomy places the organism in Eukaryota, Metazoa, Arthropoda, Insecta, Hymenoptera, Vespidae. The transcript has 3 exons.